AUGCUAAAACUUUUUAGAUUUGGCGACGAUAUUGCCUGGGUAAAAUGGGAAGAUGCAGUGGAAACGGCGAUGGAAUUGAACAAACCGAUCUUUCUUCUGAUCCAUAAGUCAUGGUGUCAUGCAUGUAAAGCAUUGAAAAAAACGUUUCAACAGUCAAAUGCAAGAAAAGCAUUCAAAAAACUUUCUGAAUAUUUCGUUAUGGUCAACACGGAAGACGAUGAAGAGCCAUACGAAGAAGAGUACCGACCAGACGGCAAAUACAUUCCUCGACUUUUAUUCCUCGAUAAAAAUGGUGAUCUUCUUCCUGAGUUUAAAAAUAAGAAAGCUGAAUACAAAAACUACGCAUAUUAUUACUCAUCUCCAGCCGAUGUCCUCAAUUCGAUGAAAGACGUUUUGAAGUUCUAUGAUAUUGAGGUCAGCAAUACUUGUUACCUUCAACUCUUUUCCAACCAAGGGUUAACAUAA
This is a messenger RNA of Enterobius vermicularis (human pinworm), 465 nucleotides long. The record is from the annotation of a GenBank genome assembly. Lineage: Eukaryota; Metazoa; Nematoda; Chromadorea; Rhabditida; Oxyuridae.